Vanessa tameamea is the source of this 445-nucleotide messenger RNA. It is a transcript of the gene ND-B8, whose product is annotated as NADH dehydrogenase [ubiquinone] 1 alpha subcomplex subunit 2. NCBI's taxonomy places the organism in Eukaryota, Metazoa, Arthropoda, Insecta, Lepidoptera, Nymphalidae. The coding region runs from base 108 to 377 and encodes 89 amino acids. The record is from RefSeq and is a predicted model, not a curated record. The transcript has 3 exons.
UGUCAAAGUCAAAACUGCUGUCAAUAUCUUUGAAAUACAUUGGUGAAUUUCAACUCGAAAAUUUUCUUUUUCUCGUCAAGUGCUUUAAAGAAGAAUAGUUACAAAAAAUGUCUGUACGUUUAGGAGGUGCUCUCAAAGAGCUGAGAAUUCACUUAUGUCAAACAAGUAAGCAAUCAGCUGGUGUGAGAGAGUUCAUUCAAAAGAACUAUGUGAACAUCAAGAAGGAGAACCCUAACUUUCCAAUCUUGAUUCGUGAGUGUAGUGGAAUUCAGCCCAGGGUUUGGGCUCGCUAUGAUAAAGGUGUUGAAAGCAGUACUCCAUUAACAAAUUUAGGUGCCAAUGAUGUCCUAUCUGCUAUUAAGCAACUCAUUAAAUAAAUAUUUAAAAUUAUGUUAUUCAUUAGUUACAGUAUAUUUUGAUUUUAAUUAAAAUACCAUUAAAUAAA